GGUUGACAGAAUGACAGAUCGCAGAAUAGAGUAGAACAAACUGGUGGGAUUUUUUGUGUGGUUAUUGUUUUGUACAACAAUAUAAACGCAAUAAUUGUCGAAUGUACCAGUCCAUUUUAUUGCAUUUAUGUGUGCCCAGUGAAAUAUAUUUAUCAACUGAAAGAAUUAACUUCUAUGAACUCAAAAAGCGAAACUGACGAAGCUUCAAGGGGGAACGAAGCGUCAUCGUCAAAUAGUAACACAGCCCCAACCGAAAGUUGCUCUAAUUCAGGUAUAUGUGCGGAGAAAAACUCAAACUGUGGUGAGGACAUUAUGAAGCGAGCUGCUGCGAAACAGUUGAUCGAGAGAUACUUCUACCAGCUGUUGGAUGGCUGCGGGAACCCAAACUGUGACAACCAGUACUGUGCGUCUAGUGGGGAGGCCCGAAAUCUGACACCAAAUGAAGCUGCAGCGGAGGCCAUCAAGUUGUUCUAUAAGGAGGCGCGGCUAUGUGACACCCUGCCCAACAAAGUGCCUCGCACUGAGACAAGCCCUUGUGACUCCACCAGCCCUUCAUCAGCAUGCACAGAGAAAGAGAAGCGGAGCCACGACGAGAAGUCCGAGCUACCCAGCUCGAGCGCCACGAGCUCCCGACAGGAAACUAGUCACAAACAGGACGAGUUCAAAACUAGUCACAGCAAUGGUGCACCAUUGACAGAGGAGCAUAUAUACAAGUUGUGUGACGAGUGUUUGGAAACCAAAGCGCCUGAGCCUCUCAUCAGGGCACUAGGAGAAGCAUUCACACAGCCAGCCAUACUAGCUCGGUGUUUCCAGGGGAAACCACAUGCCGACAGUAGUAAUGGGGAAGGAAAUAAUAAAGGAAACAAAGAAACAAAAGCCAUGUGCUCGUCGAGUGACCCGGACAAGGACGUGGACAGCCUGGAGGGCCCCGGGCUCGACGUGGCGUCCUGCCGCCGCGCCUUCCAGUACCUAGCGAAAGUGCCAUCAGAAUACUACAGUUCAGCUCUAGUGACCGCCCUGACCACCCUCGCUGAGAACAUGGAAAUAGACCUGCGAAUAACGAAGAAGAUGAGUGAAGAAGACAUCGUCAAUUGCUUCGUGAUCGCCUUCGAGGUGCCCGAUCUUGGGUGCAGUGACUACCUGGAGAUAGCGUUGCCUGCGUUGUGCCAUGCGGCCAAACAUCUGCCUGUCAAAACACAAGCGAAACUGGCGCGAAUGUGGGCGCAGCACUGCAAGGAGAGUCUGCGCCACAUACUGGAAACUCUACAGCAACUCAUCACUCUACGUAUAAUCUCUACCAACUACACAAGAAACUUCCAGGUGCAGGACGAUGAGAGCGUCACUAUGGCCACGAAACUCAUGAAGAUAGUCUACUACGCGAACAUGAUCGGCGGUGUCAUGGAGUCCAGCUCACUCCGCGAGGAACCUGUCUCUGUUCCUCAACAACUAGAUCCACUAGGGGACGCCUUAGACCACCUCUACCCCCUCACGUCCAUCAAGAGCAAAAACCACCAGCACACAGACCCACUAGGAAUUGAAUUAGGUGUAUAUGUAUUAGACGCUAGGAAGCCCGUCCUGCCAUUCGAGGAGUUCUACAACGAGCCCCUCAGUGAUACUAUAGAAAUGGAUAAGGACUACGCUAAUUAUAGGACAGAGAUUAGUAAUGGUAAAAAAUUCGCCUUCCUAAAAUACCCGUUCAUCCUGACGGCCGCGACGAAGUCCCUCGGGCUCUACUACGAGAACCGGAUCCGGAUGUACUCGGAGCGGCGCGUGUCGCUCCUGCACGCCGUGGUCGGCGCGGCGCCGCCCAUGCCGUAUCUAAGACUUAAAGUGCGAAGGACGCAUAUCAUAGACGACGCGUUGGUUGAGUUGGAGAUGGUGGCGAUGGAGCGAGUCCUGGACUUCAAGAAGCAACUAGUUGUGGAGUUCGAGGGCGAGCAGGGCUUGGACGAGGGCGGCGUCAGCAAAGAAUUCUUCCAACUCAUCGUCGAGGAGAUCUUCAACCCCGACUAUGGAAUGUUCACGCAGCAGCGGGACAAUGGAACAGUGUGGUUCAACCCGCUAUCCUUCGAGACGGAAGCCCAGUUUACCCUGAUCGGUAUAGUGCUGGGUCUAGCCAUAUACAACAAUGUGAUACUACCAGUCAACUUCCCCAUGGUCGUGUAUCGAAAACUGAUGGGCAAGAAAGGCUCAUUUGAAGAUCUGGCUGACUGGAAUCCUAUAUUAUACUCCGGCCUAAAAGACAUGCUGGAAUACAACGACGACGACUUAGAAGAAGUGUACUACCAGACCUUCAGGAUAUGCCACCGCGACGUUUUCGGCAAUGUCAUAUUCCACGAUCUUAAAGAAGACGCUGAUAAUAUCUUCGUCACGCAGGGGAACAAAAAGGAAUUCGUAGAUCUGUACGCGGACUUUCUGCUGAACAAGUCAGUGGAGAGUCAGUUCAAGGCGUUCCGGCGCGGGUUCGUGAUGGUGACGGACGAGAGUCCGCUGGCGGCGCUGUUCCGCCCCGAGGAGGUGGAGACCCUGGUCUGCGGGAGCAAGAACUUCGACUUCAACGAAUUAGAAAAAUCUACAGAAUACGACGCCGGCUACACUUCCGAGUCCCAAACAAUCAAAGACUUCUGGAGCAUAGUGCACAGCCUCUCUCUCGACGACAAGAGAAAACUGCUACAGUUCACGACCGGCUCGGACCGGGUGCCGGUCGGUGGCCUAAGCCAUCUAAAGCUCGUGAUAGCCAGGAACGGCCCCGACUGCGACCGCCUGCCCACCGCGCACACCUGCUUCAACGUGUUGCUGCUGCCCGAGUACGAGAGUAGAGAUAAACUCGAAGACAGACUCAUGAAGGCUAUCAGCUAUUCGAAAGGAUUCGGGAUGCUCUAGUGUAUUAUAAUGCGUCUUUAUAUUGAUUAAAGUUUGUUUUAUUUAUA
Molecule: messenger RNA, 2930 nt
Organism: Cydia splendana
Lineage: Eukaryota; Metazoa; Arthropoda; Insecta; Lepidoptera; Tortricidae
Gene: Ube3a
Product: ubiquitin-protein ligase E3A
Exons: 17
Coding region: 175-2883 (902 amino acids)
Biological process (GO): protein polyubiquitination; ubiquitin-dependent protein catabolic process
Molecular function (GO): ubiquitin protein ligase activity
Source: RefSeq, a predicted model, not a curated record